Molecule: messenger RNA, 1331 nt
Organism: Rhipicephalus microplus (southern cattle tick)
Lineage: Eukaryota; Metazoa; Arthropoda; Arachnida; Ixodida; Ixodidae
Product: antizyme inhibitor 2
Cellular component (GO): cytoplasm
Molecular function (GO): ornithine decarboxylase activity
Source: RefSeq, a predicted model, not a curated record
AUGACCGAAGAAAACUACGCACACUUUGUGCACCUAGGUGGAACCCCUCGUGAAGUUGCCAUGAAGGUGGUGCAAACUCAGAGGGAAGACAACGCCUUCUAUGUGUGUGACCUGCGUGAAUUGAAAAACAGAGUGCGCCUUUGGCGGCAGCAAGUGCCACGCGUGGUGCCUUUUUUCGCAAUAAAAGCUUGCACAGAUCCCGUCGUCAUACAAACUUUGGCCUGCGAAGGAGUGAACUUUGAUUGUUCAAAUAAGUGGGAAAUCGAGACGGUCGUCAACAGUGGUAUUGACUCAUCUCGCAUCAUUUACGCCAACACAGCCAAGCAGUCAUCGCAUCUCGAGUUUGCCAAGGACAUUGGGGUAACAUUGAUGACCUUCGACUGUGCCGAAGAAUUGGAGAAGAUUUCGGACAAGAAUUGCAGGCUAUUAUUAAGAGUCACGGCUCAGGGAGGCGUAAUCGAAGAAAAGAUGGCGGCGAAGUAUGGGUGUUCGUCGGAACAAGCGGAGCCUUUGCUUCUCGCCGCCAGCAAUUUAGGCCAUUCGGUUGUCGGCGUAGCAUUUCACGUGGGUGCAAUUCAUUACUGUCCAGAAAGUUUUACUUACGCAAUCGCUCAAGCUCGAGCUGUUUUCGACGUUGCUAAGCGACUGGGAAUAGAGAUGAGCGUUCUUGAUAUCGGUGGAGGAUUUCCGGGUGGCAUCCGGAAUUUGAAGUCCUUCGAGGAGGUGUGCAAAGCGGUGAGAUGUGCACUAGACUUGCACUUCCCCGAGUCAAGCGGCGUAACGAUCAUCGCUGAGCCAGGCCAGUACUUCGUGACGGCGCCCUACAUUCUGGUGGCCAAAGUGGUCGCCAAACGGACUCGGCAAACUAGCAUUCGUGGAGCCCUUUGUUAUCACCACGACGUCUAUUUGAACGCAAGUAAAGAGAACUGCAUUCCACGAGACAUGUACUCCUUCCUGGACAUCACUUUCCAGCCGCUCGGCCCACCGCACGACCGCCCGCGCACGCACUUGACGACGCUGUGGGGCGCCACGUGCCACCCUUUGGACGUGAUGGAGGAGAGUGUGCCUUUCUUCGAGGUUUCGGUCGACGAGUGGCUGGUCGUGGACAACGUGGGUGCCUACGGAAUGGUCAAGGCGAGUGGCUUCAACGGUAUCGGCUUCCCGCCGGUGCACUACAUAACCUCCGCGGAGGAGGCGCCACGCAUUGCUGAGCUGCUCGAAGCCUCUCCGUUCACGCCCGGCUACAGCCAGCUCAUGCAGGCUGCGAAAACCGUCGGUUAAUCUGGAAUAAACCGAGAAAUAGAAGUUCGUUCGUCGUGAGAAAAGAAACA